UAAGAGAAUUCAUCGAGCAUCUGUAGAGGCUUCUUUGACCGUCGCUAGAGCACCUCUGUCACUCAAGAUCCGGCGAUAGACCGAGCCGAGCAUCCGAGUCACAUCAGCCUCACGCCUUCUUUCUCCCUCUCGCAUCAAACACCUAGAGGACUACUUCAUGGUCUCAGGCUUAUCAAAACGUAUCACCAACUCGCUUGACUCCGCGUAAACUGUCUCUCGGGAGGUACUUUUCGUAAAACACGGCCUUUCAAUUCAGACCAUUGACGACACUCCCGGCUCGACGUAUCGCCAUAGUAGACCAGACGACAGUGCACAUUACGCAGCCCAGUACUUUGCGGCGAAAAUGGGAAAACACAAGAACAUCCUCCUCAUGAUCGCCGACGACAUGGGAAAGAACAUGACCUGUUACGGCGCACGCAACCCCCAUACACCCCACCUCGACAGACUCGCCGCAUCAGGCACACGCUUCGACGCCGCCUUCACCAGCACCGCCUCCUGCAGCUGCUCCCGCUCCGUCAUCUACACGGGCCUCCACACGCACGAGAACGGGCAAUGGGGGCUCGCAUACGGCAAACAGCACUUCCAAUGCUUCGACCACAUCGAGAGCGCGCCGAAAUUGUUCAACGAUGCUGGCUACUUGACCGGCAUUAUUGGCAAGGUGCACGUCGGCCCGGACCACUUGUUCCCUUGGACGGUGCGCCAGGAGAACAACCGGAAUGGCGAGGAGGCUACGAGUCGCGAUACAGCGCUCGUGGCUGAUCGGGCGAGCGCUUUCUUCGAGCGGGCGAGGGCGGAGGACGUGCCGUUCUUUUUGACUAUCGGUUACAUCGAUCCGCACCGGCAUGCAUGGGAGCGCGGCGGGUUCGGGAACCGCGAGGGCUACGAUCCGCGGAUCAAGGACGUCAAGUAUGAUCCCAACGACGUCGAACUCCCGCCGUGGACCACCGACGUUCCCGAAGCGAGACGGGAGUUCGCCGAGUUCUAUCGUAGCAUCAAUCGUCUGGAUCAAGGCGUGGGCCUCAUGCUAGACGCAUUAAAGCGCAACGGCUUCGAAGACGACACGCUCGUCAUCUUCCUCAGCGACAACGGCCCACCCUUCGUCAACUCCAAAACCACCCUCUACGACGCUGGCGUCUGUCUCCCCCUGCUCAUCCGCGCCCCAGGCCAAGAAGCAGGCAUCGCGAAUCCCAAUCUCAUCUCCUACAUCGACCUGCUCCCAACCAUGCUCGACUGGGCCGGCACCUCCACCCUUCCUCUCUCCUCUCCACGCAAAGGCCGCUCCAUGCUCCCCAUCCUCACAGCGGGUACCACGCACCCCGCCUGGCCGCACGUCUUCGGCUCCCACACCCUGCACGAAAUCACAAACUACUGGCCCACGCGCUUCCUGCGCACGCACAAAUUCAAAUACCACCGCAACCUGCGCCCGGAAUCGCCCUUCAGCUUCGCCUCCGAUUUGUACGUCUCUUACACGUGGGAGGGCAUACGGAACAGCGCCGGCGGCGACGGCGACAAGAUCCUACUAGGAAAGCGGAAGUUGCGCGAUUAUUUGUACAGGCCGGCGGAGGAGCUGUACGAUUUGGAGCGGGACCCGGACGAGGUGCGCAAUUUGGCUGGCCAGGCGGCGUACGCGGAUGUAUUGAUUGAGAUGAGGAAGCGGUUGGAGGUGUGGCAGCUGGAGACGCGGGAUCCAUUCCUGUUACGCGAUGGUGUCAGUUUGUUGGCGGUUAAGCGGUAUGUUGAGCAUGGGGAGAAGAUUGAUCUGCCGGAUCGGUUUGAUAUGCCUGCCGACCGGCCGGGGAAUAAAGGCGUGCGAGCGGUGCAGUGGACGGAUGAUGGACUUGGUGUCUCGAGUGGGUUCUGGUCGAGUGCUUGAGGAUCGGUGACUGGAUGUUAUACACAGAGUUGAU
Neohortaea acidophila is the source of this 1907-nucleotide messenger RNA. Its product is annotated as alkaline-phosphatase-like protein. The coding region runs from base 344 to 1873 and encodes 509 amino acids. Gene Ontology annotation, molecular function: arylsulfatase activity. The record is from RefSeq and is a predicted model, not a curated record. The transcript has a single exon. Lineage: Eukaryota; Fungi; Ascomycota; Dothideomycetes; Mycosphaerellales; Teratosphaeriaceae.